This is a messenger RNA of Phytophthora sojae, 1988 nucleotides long. RefSeq lists its product as hypothetical. Gene Ontology annotation, molecular function: glycerol-3-phosphate dehydrogenase (quinone) activity. The record is from RefSeq and is a predicted model, not a curated record. The coding region runs from base 1 to 1851 and encodes 616 amino acids. Gene Ontology annotation, cellular component: mitochondrion; glycerol-3-phosphate dehydrogenase (FAD) complex. Lineage: Eukaryota; Oomycota; Peronosporomycetes; Peronosporales; Peronosporaceae. Gene Ontology annotation, biological process: glycerol-3-phosphate metabolic process. The transcript has a single exon.
AUGGCGUCCUUCGCGUUCCGCCGCGCCUCGAAGCGCGUGGCGCUCGGCCUGGGCGCGGGCGUCGUCGGCGUGAGUGGCCUCUCGGGCGCCGCCAUCGUGUCGGCCAAGGAGCCGCAGCGCCUCGUGGCGCCCAUCAAGUGCGAGGACGGCUCCACCAUCAUCCCGUACGAGACGCCGUCGCGCGCCGCGCAGCUGGAGCGCCUCAAGAAGGAGCACUUCGACGUGCUGGUGAUCGGCGGCGGCGCCACGGGCUCCGGCUGCGCGCUGGACGCGGCCACGCGCGGCCUCAACACGGCCGUCGUGGAGGCCGCCGACUUCGCGGCCGGCACGUCGGGCCGCUCCACGAAGCUCAUCCACGGCGGCAUCCGCUACCUGGAGACGGCCUUCAUGAAGCUCGACUACGCGGCCUUCAAGCUCGUGAACGAGGCGCUCGAGGAGCGCUCGUUCUUCCUCUCGGCCGCGCCCUACAUGAACCGGCCGCUGCCCAUCAUGAUCCCCAUCUACAAGUGGUGGGAGGUGCCCUACAUGUGGGUGGGCGCCAAGGCCUACGACGUCGUGGCCGGCAGCAAGCGCUUCGUGCCCGGCAGCUACUACAUCAACGCCGAGGAGGCCAUGUUCCAGUUCCCCAUGCUGCGUAAGGAGGGCCUCAAGGGCGCCAUCGUCUACUACGACGGCCAGAUGAACGACACGCGCAUGAACGUGUCCAUCGCGCUCACGGCCACGCAGAACGGCGCUACGGUCGCCAACUACGUCAAGGUCAUGCACCUGCUCAAGGACGACGAGGGCAAGGUGCGCGGCGCCCACGUCAAGGACUCCAUCACCGGCGAGGAGUGGGACGUCAAGGCGCACGCCGUCGUGAACGCCACGGGCCCCUUCACGGACGCGCUGCGUCAGAUGGACGACCCCAAGAAGGAGAAGAUCUGCGUGCCCGCUGCCGGCGUGCACACGGUGCUGCCCGACCACUUCAGCCCCAACCGUAUGGGUCUGAUCGUGCCCAAGACCAGCGACGGCCGCGUCCUGUUCUUCCUGCCGUGGGAGAACGGAACGCUGGCCGGCACGACCGACUCGCAGUCCGAGAUCACGAUGCUGCCGUCCCCCACCAAGGAGGAGGUCGACUUCAUCAUCGACGAGGCCAACCGCUACCUGGCCAAGGACGUCACGCGCAACGACAUCAAGUCGGCCUGGUCGGGCAUCCGUCCGCUCGUGAAGGACCCGCGUCACGCCGACGGCUCGACGGCCAAGAUCUCGCGCGAGCACGUCGUGGAGGUGUCUGAGUCGAACAUGGUGACGAUUGCCGGCGGCAAGUGGACCACGUACCGUCGCAUGGCGCAGGACGCGAUCGACAAGCUCGUGGAGACGGUGCCGGAGAUCAAGGCCAAGGCUUCGCCGUGCAAGACCAAGGAGGUGGGCAUCAUCGGCGCUGACCGCAUCGGCGAGGUGUGCAACAAGAAGUUCGACAAGAUCACCGUGACCCUGCGUGAGAACUUCAACCUGGACAAGGACAUCGCCGAGCACCUGAUGCGCAACUACGGCACGCGCGCUCUGCAGGUCGCCGAGAUCGAGCAGGACGGCUUCCUGGACCGUAAGCGCAGCGACCACCCGCGCCGUCUGCACCCCAAGUACCCGUACCUUGAGGCUGAGGUCGUGUUCGCCGUUCGUCAGGAGUACGCCAUGAAGGCGACGGACAUUCUGGGCCGCCGCAUGCGUCUGGCCUUCAUCGAUAGCGGUGUGGGCAUGGAGCUGGCCCCGCGCGUGGUCCACAUGAUGGGCGAGCUGCUCGGCUGGUCGAAGGCCCGCCGGGACCAGGAGCUGGCCGAGUGCAAGGAGUACCUGGAGACCAUGCACAACUAAGUAUUCUUCAUCGCAGCAGCAGGAGCCGUUCGUUGUUACGGAUACGCAGAGAGCUGUUGAGGCAUCCGCAGCAAGACUACCUAAGCAGUGUUUGUACAGCCGAAUAUGCGUAACACGACGUGUAGAUCAAUAUCUUC